Messenger RNA from Epinephelus lanceolatus (giant grouper), 1474 nucleotides. It is a transcript of the gene grsf1, whose product is annotated as G-rich RNA sequence binding factor 1. Lineage: Eukaryota; Metazoa; Chordata; Actinopteri; Perciformes; Serranidae. The record is from RefSeq and is a predicted model, not a curated record. Gene Ontology annotation, molecular function: RNA binding.
UGACUGACCCACGUGAGUUAGUUCAGCUUCCUACAACCUAAUGCUAAGCAGCUAGCUAAACGAACAAGCUAAAUUAAGAGAGAAACUGACUUAAACGUCCAUUAAUUAACCUAUUUAAGCCCAGAACCUGACCUGGCAGCCGACCCUGCUCGGCUAAUAUGUCUCGUAACAGUAAGUCUCUGUUGUUUUUACUGCAGCGGUGUGUCGCAGUUAGACGGGUAACGUUACCGACAGGUAUCCAAACAAGAUGCAGCAGCAGCCUGUCGCUAGGCAGGUGCGGGUUCAUUCAGCAGCGGACUUGGACAUCGACACCCCGGGCAGUCUGUCAGCUUCAGUCCGCAGUGAGAAUCAGCCAGUACCGCUUCUGUACCAAGGCAGGAACACCUUGUGACGAUGAGUACCCUCCGCUGCCAGCCUAUCAGUCUGAUGCAGAAUCGGAGAAGAAGGAGGUGUACAUCAUGCAGGUGAGAGGUCUCCCGUGGUCGUGCUCCGCUCAGGACCUCCUGCAGUUCUUCUCAGAGUGUAGGAUCCGUGAUGGGGUGAAUGGGAUCCAUCUCACUGUGGACAAGAUGGGGAGACCAAACGGACAAGCCUUCAUUGAGAUGGAGCACGAGGAGGAUGUCUGCAAAGCCCUGGAGAAACACCGUCAGUACCUCGGCCCGCGCUAUGUGGAAGUGUAUGAAGUAACAAACAGCGACGCUGAAGCCAUGCUGAAGAAAGUCAUUCCGGCUGGACCUGAUGUCGGGGUGGUGCGGCUCAGAGGUCUCCCCUUCUCCUGCAACAAGGCCGACAUCGCCCAGUUCUUUUCAGGUUUGGAAAUAGAGCAUAAUGGAAUCACCAUCGUGUUAGAUCACAAAGGAAGAAACUCCGGAGAGGCCUUUGUGCAGUUCUCCUCAAAAACAGCAGCUGAUGAAGCUCUGAAGAGAGACAGACAGCUCAUUGGAAACAGAUACAUCGAGGUGUUUCCCAGCAGACUUGACGAGAUUCGUUUUAGUUGGAGGCAGAAGACGAGGUCAACUUCUCUUCAAAUGGGCGGCCCUCAGUCGGCGAGCAGGGGGGCUGUCCCUGCCUCACAGACCAAAUAUGGGUCUCCUCCUCCCUCAGCCCUGAGUAGUCAUUACAUCCACAUAAGAGGACUCCCUUUCCAGGUGUCCGCAGAAGACAUUGUUCAGUUCUUCUCUCCUCUGGUCGUGUCUAAGAUUUUGAUCGAAUGCAGUCCUGAAGGGAAACCGAGCGGCGAGGCUGACAUUUACUUCAGCUGCCACGAGGACGCCUUGACCGCCAUGUCCAGAGACAGAAUGUACCUAGGAGGAAGAUACAUCGAAUUAUUCCUGAACUCUACACCAGACUUUGAUGAAAGGAGGUGAAUGCCGAAACACAGAUGCCAAAUACACACACACACACAGGAAUACUGUAUUUAUUUUUCAGCCUGACUUGGACAUCAAACAAUAAAAAUUCCUGCUGUUAAAAGAAA